GUUGGGAGUGUCAGAAGACAUCUGACAUGUCAAGAGUGUCUAGAAGUUGACGUCUCACGCAUUUAUUGCAAUACCCCCGUGUGCAAUCUGUUCCAGGUACGUUAUAACUCCAGUAAAAUGUCUAACUCGGGGACAGAUUCAAGUAUUUUUGAUGAAUAUGCUGGCAGCAGUACAGCUGAAUCAAGAACACAACCUGAAAACAAUUCCAGUGCCUCAGAUCCCAAUGCCUAUAAUAGAGAUCACUUCUGGACGGUUUUUGACACUAACAACACUGAUGACAAUGAUGGUGAUGAUGAGGAUGAAGAUAUGGAACAGGAAAAGAGUUCUCCAACACCAUGUUCAUUUAUGGAGGCAUUACUUGCACACAGAAUUGAAUACGAUAAACCCUAUUAUGAGGUUUUAUCGGAUGAAUUAACUUUUGGCUUUGAAGAUUCUUCAUCAGAUUUGGAUGUUCCACUGUAUCAUACGGAUGACUCAGCAGAUGAUCUAGAUAAUUGGAGUGACUCAGCAUACGAGGAAGACAUUGAAAAAGACAAAAGAUCUAAAUGCAUAUGGUCAGACUCUGAAUAUAGUGAAGACCACCUGACUGGCUCAAGUUCUGAUCUGGAUAAUUCUGUUCUUGUAAACAAUGAUGAUCAGUGGGAUGAUGAGGACGAGCUGUAUGAUUCAUCUGAUGGCUCCCCUUUAUCUGAUGCCAGCUACCACUCAGAAUGUGGCUUAGACUUCAGUAGAAAAAAUAUUGACUUCAGAGCAAUAACUGAAGUUGAUUUAACUGAUACAGAUGAUAUUGAUACUGUUGUUACUGAACAGUGUUUGAUAUCCAUCACCAAACCAUACCCUCCCAAUGCUUCAGCUCAGUCUCCUGCUGCUGGAGAUAUAAAACAUACUGUGGCAAAGAACAAACACAUUAGUGUGCGAUCAUGGAAUCUUCUGGAUAGACUGAUAGUUACACGAGAUGGCCAUGGCAUAUUGAAAUGGUUUGAGUUAAGGGAUGUACCACAGAAAAUGAAGGAGAGGGCUUAUCCUCUUUUGCCUGUGAAUCGUGCUGCUUGCAUUGGUAGUGUGGUAAUUUUUGACUUUCUUAUUGGGGAAGGAUUUGUCAUUGAUAAGAAAUACAACCCAGUCCAUGAGUGUGCCCUACGUGGGCAGUUCACCUUUCUAACUCACAUGUGGAAAAUUGGAAUUGAUAUCAAUCAGAGUAACAAGAAGGGGUCAACCACGCUUCAUGAAAUAGCCAGACAGUCUACUGAUCGUGCAGAUAUGCUCAAGUUCCUAAUUUCCAGAGGUGCAAAUGUGAAUGAGGAGGACCUCAUUGGUCGCAGUGCAUUGUACAUGGCAGUCAAACAUGGCUCCUCUGCCAAUGUUCUCACUCUUCUUCAGGCAGGAGCUGCCUUGAAUCGCUCUUUCAGAUAUGAGAAUGCCAACUAUGUAUCCGAUAUAAAAUCAACUCUUGGGAUGGCUAUUUGCCGUAGCUUGAAGAUGACAGUUUUGAUUUACACGGCAAAGAUUCAGGCUGGUGAUUACAAGCACUGCAAAGAAUUAGUAACAGCUGUAAAAGGAAACAGUGUCAACAUUGUUCGAUUCCUGCUGAGAAAGAAUGCUCAGUGCUGCUCCAAACAGCGUAAGUCACUCCUUAAAUACGCAGCCAAGAACCACAACAGGUCUGUGCGAGCAUCUAUGGUAGACAUGUUGAUCAGGGCUGGUUACAAUGUUGGCAAUGUAGAGAGGUGCAUCAGGGCUCAUGCCUUCCAUGGUAAAGAGGGAAAGGCUUUGAAGAAAAAGUUGCCAUUGUACACUUCACAAACAAGGACCCUACAGGACCUAUCUUGCUUCAAGAUCAGACAGAUUCUUGGAGCAUCAAUGCCAGUAACAGUUCACAAACUACCUCUACCAGAAUGCUUGAAGCGUGUUUUACAGCUGAAGUAUUUGUGAAGAAUUCUUGGAAUCAAAUGGUCAACAAGUCUAAAGUCUUUAGUCUUAAUCAAAUGAUUAUUUAUGAUAAUUAAGAUGAAUGACUGGUUGAAUUUUAUUGACUCAUAUUUGAAUCAUGUACACAAGUCUUUUGCUCAAGUUAUGAUUACCAAAUUGUUUUGGGUUAUAUUAAAGUUGUUACUGUUAUCACUUUAUUGGCAGUUAUUAAUGCUACAAUUUAAGAACCAUGUUCAAAUUAUUAUUGACUUUAACAAGGUUACACUCUCUGAGUUUACCUUUAAAUUAUAAUGCUGUAAUUCCAUGUGUGUAUGCUGUAUAGCAGUGUAUGAAAUAAGGCACGUCCGACCGCCCAAGACAGGCUAGAUUUCUGACUGACGGUCUACAAUCAUUGUGCUUGUAUGUUUAUAUCAUGUGCCCAACAAACAAACAAGCAUCCAAACUGAAUAUUAUCCUACAUGUGCUAAUUGCAAAUCAUAACAUGAAAGUCAAGUUGUCUUCUGGAAUAUGUGCUAAAGGAUGCAUUAUUUGAUUUCAAAACAGAUAUUUUGUAAGUGUAGUCCAGGAUUGUUAGAUGGCAUACAGUUACAAACAGAACAAGCUUUUCAUAUCUUUCGGCAUCCUUUACUACCGGUAAUUUUUGAGUUGGCCAAAUGUCAACAGAUUUAUUUAGUCCAACACUUUUGUUUGCUUAAAUCAUGUUAAUAGUAACCUCUACUUCAGGGAUAAUCUUUAACUGUCUUGAAAUUAUCAAUAUUUGGAACGUGUAGUUAGAAGUGGGCUCAGCUUUUGUUACAAGUUUUUUUCCAUAGCAUUAUUUUGUUAUAUUACUUUGAUUUCACCUUUGCACAUCAACUGUUAUGAAAGCUAAAACUUGUUAUGUCCAUUACACAGCUUUUGUUUUCGACAUGCAAUGAACUUUGGUGUAUGGGGAGUUGGUAGUAGGGCUCCAUAUGUUCUUUUUGUGGUACUUUAAAUUUCAAAUACUAAUUUAUUCGCAUCGUAAUCAUCAUUUUCUUAGAGCUAAAGGAUGAGGACAAUGAUGACACCUGUGUUUGUUUCAGGGUUUGAAUGCUGUCAACAUGGCUUUCAUAUUGAAAAACAAAAGGCUAAUUGGUCAUUGCAUCUUCAUUUAUGUUUGUAAUGAAGUUGUAUUUGUUGAGUUAGUGGUGAAAUUCAAGACAUAUAUUCUGGGGGUUUUCUCUCCCUAUUAUGACAUAUUUCACCAUGCACUUACUUUUUCUCAAAAUGCAUAUUUGGCUCAGUAAACUUCUUUGAAUUUUCCAGAGAGGAAUCUGAAGUCAGACUCAGCUUUCUCUCAUGCCGACAGAUAUUUCUCUUCAGAUCAUUAGAUUUUAAUGUUAGAUUUUAAUGUGAAUGCUGGUAGCAAAUUUUGUUAGGUUGCCGUCUUUGUUGACAUUUUAUUGUUUGGACAUGUGUUGCAGAUUCUGUGAAAUAAGACCUAAAGUUAUAUUUAUAUCUAUUUUAAUUGUUAAUGAGUGAUUGUGCUUUUACUUUGUUUUUUAGGUUGCUUAUUGUUACACAGUUGACAAGAGUAAAGAUAAUCAUGUUUUUA
This is a messenger RNA of Haliotis rubra (blacklip abalone), 3505 nucleotides long. RefSeq lists its product as uncharacterized. The record is from RefSeq and is a predicted model, not a curated record. Gene Ontology annotation, cellular component: nucleus. NCBI's taxonomy places the organism in Eukaryota, Metazoa, Mollusca, Gastropoda, Lepetellida, Haliotidae. The coding region runs from base 118 to 1932 and encodes 604 amino acids. The transcript is spliced from 2 exons. Gene Ontology annotation, molecular function: protein binding; transcription cis-regulatory region binding. Gene Ontology annotation, biological process: positive regulation of transcription by RNA polymerase II.